Molecule: messenger RNA, 759 nt
Organism: Thelazia callipaeda (thelaziosis nematode)
Lineage: Eukaryota; Metazoa; Nematoda; Chromadorea; Rhabditida; Thelaziidae
Source: the annotation of a GenBank genome assembly
AGUCUUCCCUGUUUUUCUUUCCAGAUGAUUAGCUUGAAGCAAUCGCUAAAUAUAACUCAUGUGAUUUUUGAUAUGGAUGGUUUACUUAUCAAUACUGAAGUUGUGUUUUCGAAAGUAAACCAAUUCUUACUUUCAAAAUAUAAUAAGGAAUUUACUUCUCAGUUGCGGAGUCUGGUAACAGGGAUGCCAAAGAAGCCAGCUGUAGAACGCAUAUUGGAGCAUGAAGGAUUAUUGGGAAAAGUUGAUGUCGAUGAUUACUGUAAACAGUAUGAUGAAAUUGCGAAAGGAAUGUUACCAAACUGUCCAUUAAUGCCUGGCGCAUUGAAACUUGUACAGCAUUUGAAAUCACAUCAUAUACCGAUGGCUAUAUGUACUGGUGCUACCAAAAAGGAAUUUGAGCUUAAAACUCGCAGUCAUAAAGAGCUGAUUGAUUUGGUACCUGUGAAGCUUUUCUCAGGAGAUGAUCCCGAUGUUAAACAAGGAAAACCUGCCCCAGACCCAUACCUAGUUACAAUGAAUCGGUUUGCUGAAAAACCUGAGAAUCCAUUGAAUGUUCUUGUGUUUGAAGAUGCUACUAAUGGUGUGCGUUCAGCUUUAGCAGCUGGAAUGGCUGUUAUUAUGAUACCAGAUUUAAGUUAUAUGAUUGUGCCAAAUGAAUUGAAAAGCAAAAUUCUUUUUGUACACAAAAGUUUAGAAGAAUUCAAACCGGAAACUGUUGGUUUACCACCCUAUUCUGCAAACAGUAAUAAGUUGAGUUAA